Messenger RNA from Gambusia affinis (western mosquitofish), 2210 nucleotides. RefSeq names its product CMP-N-acetylneuraminate-beta-galactosamide-alpha-2,3-sialyltransferase 1-like. The coding region runs from base 40 to 1008 and encodes 322 amino acids. Gene Ontology annotation, molecular function: beta-galactoside (CMP) alpha-2,3-sialyltransferase activity. The record is from RefSeq and is a predicted model, not a curated record. Lineage: Eukaryota; Metazoa; Chordata; Actinopteri; Cyprinodontiformes; Poeciliidae. The transcript has 7 exons.
CAGCAGAGAGUUGUGUUUGAAUUUCCAGCCUUCCCAAAGAUGAGUGUGGUUGCAGGAGAAAGGUCAAGGAUGUCAUUCAAACUGAAGCUGCUGGCAUUGCAGCUGUCUGCUACAGUCGGUUUGCUUUUGGUGUUACAAUUCAACGAAUUGUCUCAACUUCAGUUCCAGGACCUGUGUGCCUGUGACAGCUGCGUGUCUGAAAACAAAGGGUCACUUAGCGGCCGGCUGAACCGUUCUGUUGAACCCGUUUUGUCUUGGACAACAGACCUCUCAGAGGAAGCCUUCAGUUGGUGGAAGAGUUUGCAGAAUGAACGCCGGGACUUCAGGUUCUUCAAAAAAACGGUCCACAAGCUCUUUCAGAUCUUCCCCCGCAGAACCGAGCUCAGGAAACAGAACUCUGGCACCUGCAGGACUUGUGCAGUUGUUGGAAAUUCUGUAAAUUUGAAAGGAUCACAUUAUGGACCUCUGAUAGAUUACCAAGACGUCGUUAUGAGAAUGAACAUUGCUAAAACAAACGGCUAUGAGGAAGACGUCGGGACCAGGACCACUUAUCAUGUCAUGUACCCAGAGAGCGCCACGGAUUUACACAACUCCACUCAUCUCGUCUUCUUUCCAUUCAAGAUUAUGGAUCUUGAAUGGCUCAUCAAGGCUUUUACGACAGGAUUCUAUGGAAGGUCCUACGCGCCCAUAAAGACCAGAAUUAGAGCCAACAAGGAUUUGGUGAUGGUGAUCAGCCCAGAGUUCAUGAAGUAUUCUCAUGAGAAGUGGCUGGAGAAGAAAGGAGUGUAUCCAUCCACCGGCUUCAUGACUUUAAUUUUCGCCCUACACGUUUGUGAUGAGAUCCAUGUCUUUGGCUUUGGAGCAGACAGCGAUGGAAACUGGAGCCAUUACUUCGAAGAGCUGGCCGACAAAACACUGAAAACUGGAGGGCACCCUGGAAACCGUGAAUAUGAGAUCAUCCAGGAGCUAGCUAAGGAGAAAACUGUGAAAUUUUACAAAGGGUCGUGAUAGUGCCCUUAUUUCAUGCAAACAAAAAUUAAUACAAAAUAUGUCAGAUUACCUGAAGUAGUGUGCGUAUUUUACCUUUAUUAAUCCGGUGUUAUUUUGAUUUUUCUGAACAAAAGUCCAGCUACGUCACAAAGACUUUUGGAAUAUUUUAAUUUUCCAAAUGUCACUGAGAAGGUUUUUUUUUUUUUUUUUUGGUUUAACACAAAUAUUUGUAUUAUUUAAUCAUUUUUGUGGUAGUUUGCUUUCUGCUUCGUCACAACAUUUUAUUGUAUAUUUAUUUAUUUUUUUUCUUUUUAAUUUAUUGGUUUAAAUUUAUGUUUUAAACACUCUAGAAACUGGAUUAUCAUAUCUGGAGUUAUUUUUUUAUUAUUAUUAUUUAUUUAUUUAUUAUUUACCAAAUAUUAGAUCUGUUUUAUUACCCAGUUUGUUGGACUGAGGAAUUGAGUAUUAGGAAUAGCUUUAUAAGAGUAUUAGACUUUAUGUAUUAUACCAGACUUUAGUGGACCUUUUUCACUAAAUGAAGCCCUAUAGUAACUUCAGCAGCAAGGCAGUUCAAAGUGUUUUACAUCAUAAGAACACACGCAAAAAUAGAGCCAUAGAAAACAGUCAAUCAUUUAGACAUAACGUUUUGUCUUGUUGCAGCAUUACAUACCAUUUACACACCAUGCUGCUGUCUCAUCCCAGCACUGCCUGCUAAAAGUUAUUCCAUGUCCAGUUUUUAGAAUUUUGUAACUUUUAUAAUUUCAGGUCUUAAUAAUUUUUAUAACUACUCCUUCCCUGACGAUGUCAUAAAUGGUAACAGUUCCCUCACAUCAGUCAGUUCAUGUUUAUCUAGAAUAGCAUCGCUCAUGUUAGCGGCAUGUUGGAGUAGCUUUGUUAUGCUAGUUUUAAUUUGUUCUUUUUCAGAAUUUGUUUUGGUUGAGCAAAUAGCUAGCCUGAGCUAAAUAUCUAGUUUGAGCUAAGUAGCUAGCCUGAGCUAAAUAGCUAGUCUGAGCUAAGUAGCUAGCCGGAGCUACCUAUUUGCUACAUAGCUGCUGAGCUACAUAGCUAGCUCAGAAACAGAAAAAAACAGAACUAGCUCAGGCUAGCUUCAUGUAACGUUCAUUGUUUAACCAAUGCAUUGGUGAACAUAUAUUCUGCAGUCCUCUACACUGAGUGUACAUUUUGUUUUUAAUGUUUUUUAAAAUAAAAGCCUGAAUAGA